Molecule: messenger RNA, 681 nt
Organism: Penicillium pulvis
Lineage: Eukaryota; Fungi; Ascomycota; Eurotiomycetes; Eurotiales; Aspergillaceae
Product: glutathione S-transferase family protein
Exons: 4
Coding region: 1-681 (226 amino acids)
Source: RefSeq, a predicted model, not a curated record
AUGUCUCCUCAACCGAUCAAAAUCUGGGGUCACUGGGGUGGCCCCAACCCAUGGAAAGUUAUAGUGCUGCUUGAAGAGCUCGAUCUUCCCUAUAACCUUGAACUGGUCGAAUUUUCCGAUGUCAAAAAACCGGAGUACCUAGAUGUCAACCCCAACGGACGCUUGCCCACUAUCGAGGAUCCAAACACCGGAAUUGUUCUCUGGGAGACUGCUGCGAUUAUCCCCUAUCUGAUCGAACAGUACGACAAGAAGGGCAUGCUCUCCUAUGCAGAGCUGCCUGAGAAGUACCUGUGCCAACAGUGGCUAGCAUUCCAAGCUUCUGGCCAAGGCCCUUACUUCGGUCAGGCUACCUGGUUUGCUCGUUUCCACCCCGAGAAGCUCCCCUCGGCUAUCGAGCGGUAUGUCAAUGAGAUCUUCCGAGUAAUCGGUGUCCUAGAAGAAGGCUUGACACGGAAUGGCACCGGCUGGCUGGUCGGCGACAAAUGCACUUACGCUGAUUUGUCUUUCAUCACGUGGGCUGGUGUCGGCGAAGGUUUGUUGCAUGAAUUGAACCGAGCCGAUAAGUUGGAAGAAGAUCAUCCCAAAUAUACUGCUUGGCUCAAGUCGAUGAGAGGGCGAGAAAAGGUGGCCAAGUGCAUGGCUCUCAUUGCCGAAGGUCGGGCCGCGCACAAUUUGAGGUAG